AUGGAUGGUUUUUCAAAUAUAGAAAAAAUCGGUGAAGGAACGUAUGGCGUAGUAUAUAAGGCAACCGAUAAUGAAACAGGAAAACUAGUCGCCUUGAAAAAAAUCCGUUUAGAAAAUGAGACUGAAGGAGUUCCCUCUACUGCUAUGAGGGAAAUAUCUAUUUUAAAAGAACUCAAACAUGACUGUGUUGUAGAAUUAUUCGAUGUGAUUCCUGUUUCCAAAAGACUGUAUUUAGUUUUUGAAUUUUUGGAUAUGGAUUUAAAAAGACUUAUAGAUUCAUCUUCAACACCAUUUCCACCUGGAUUAGUUAAAAGUUAUAUGUUUCAGUUAUUGCAAGGUUUGGCGUUUUGUCAUUCAAGAAGAGUAUUGCAUCGUGAUCUUAAACCACAAAACAUAUUAAUUAAUAGUUCUGGACAUAUCAAAUUGGCUGAUUUUGGCCUGUGUAGAGCUUUCGGAAUGCCUAUUCGGUCAUAUACACAUGAGGUGAUAACAUUAUGGUAUCGUGCACCAGAAAUACUUUUAGGAACAAAAUUCUAUACUACUUCAAUUGAUGUAUGGUCUCUAGGAUGCAUAUUUGCAGAAAUGAUGAUCAGAAAGCCAUAUUUCCCAGGUGAUAGUGAAAUUGAUCAACUCUUUCGAAUAUUUCGAUUGUUAGGUACUCCAGAGGAAAAAGACUGGCCUGGUAUCAAAGAUUUACCUGAUUAUAAAGCUAUGUUUCCAAAAUGGAAUCCACAGCCUACUAAUGCUAUUAUAAAGGAAAAACUACUAAAAUAUAAUUUUAAAUUGACUAAACUGGUAUUUGUUUUGUUUUUACAGCUCAUGUUGAAAUAUGAUCCAAUAAAAAGAAUUUCUGCAAGAGCAGCUUUAGCACACAAAUAUUUUAAUGAUGUUAAGUUGGAAAUACCAAUUCUACCUGAACCUCCCAAAUGUUCAGUUGAUGAAAAUGAGUAUUCUAAUGAAAAGAGUAACUGGUGAGCUAAUAAAUACUUUGUGCUUCAACAAUUUGUACUUACAAGAGAUUGAAGUAAGUUUAACACACACUAUAUUAAUUCUUUAUUCACAAUUCACACUUUAAUUGUGCAAUUUGUUUAAUUUAUUGAUUUUUGUAUUAUAAUUAAGUGUUUU
This is a messenger RNA of Ctenocephalides felis (cat flea), 1125 nucleotides long. RefSeq names its product cyclin-dependent kinase 2-like. NCBI's taxonomy places the organism in Eukaryota, Metazoa, Arthropoda, Insecta, Siphonaptera, Pulicidae. The transcript is spliced from 3 exons. Gene Ontology annotation, cellular component: nucleus; cyclin-dependent protein kinase holoenzyme complex; cytoplasm. Bases 1 to 975 code for a protein of 324 amino acids. Gene Ontology annotation, biological process: signal transduction; regulation of gene expression; protein phosphorylation. Gene Ontology annotation, molecular function: ATP binding; cyclin-dependent protein serine/threonine kinase activity; cyclin binding. The record is from RefSeq and is a predicted model, not a curated record.